Molecule: messenger RNA, 414 nt
Organism: Diatraea saccharalis (sugarcane borer)
Lineage: Eukaryota; Metazoa; Arthropoda; Insecta; Lepidoptera; Crambidae
Source: the annotation of a GenBank genome assembly
AUGUUCAGAACGGCAACAGUUAUUUUAAUGUUAUUAUCGUGUUGUUAUUGCCUUGAUGAUAGCAGCAACGAGUUGGAGGAUGGUCGAGCUAAAAAGAAAAAAAGUCCUGCCAGACUGUGGGCUUUGCUCCUGUUCCUUGGAAUUGCGAAGGUCGCUGUGGUCAAGGUCGUUUCCUUCUUCCUCUUCGCUGCAUUCUUCCAGAAGGUCUUCUACUUCCUGGGACUAUUUCUCAAACACUACCUGAAAGCCCCGAAGGCACCACAAACAGCGUAUGGCCCACCUCAAGAUUAUAACACUGUGGGGUACAGCUACGGACCUCCAGAGCACGAAGCAUUAAUGGACCACGAGAAUCUGCCGAGCAUCACGGAGUUAGGGGGCUCAUUAAAUUGGUUAUUCAAUAAGAAUGCUAAUUAA